This is a messenger RNA of Chanos chanos (milkfish), 1146 nucleotides long. RefSeq names its product tripartite motif-containing protein 16-like. The record is from RefSeq and is a predicted model, not a curated record. Bases 7 to 1146 code for a protein of 379 amino acids. Gene Ontology annotation, molecular function: zinc ion binding; protein binding. NCBI's taxonomy places the organism in Eukaryota, Metazoa, Chordata, Actinopteri, Gonorynchiformes, Chanidae. The transcript is spliced from 2 exons.
AGUAAAAUGGCAGAGGCCAGUAUUUCAGAGUUUCAGGACCAGUUCGCGUGUCCAGUCUGUCUGGAUCUCCUGAAGGAUCCUGUGACUAUUCCUUGUGGACACAGUUACUGUAUGGGCUGUAUUAAGGGCUGCUGGGAUCAGGAUGAUCAGAAGGGAGUCUACAGCUGCCCCCAGUGCAGACAGACCUUCACACCAAGACCUGCUCUAGGUAAAAACACUAUACUGGCUGAGAUGGUGGAGAAACUGAAGAAGAUGAGACUCCAAGCUGCUGCUCCUCCUGCUCACUGUUAUGCUGGACCUGGAGAUGUGGAGUGUGGUGUUUGUACUGGGAGAAAACUUAAAGCCAUCAAGUCCUGUCUGGUGUGUCUGGACUCCUACUGUCAAACUCACUUUGAACAACAUGAAAAACUGUUCAAAGGGAAGAAACACAAAGUGACUGAUGCUACUGGAAAACUACAAGACCAGAUUUGCCCUCAUCAUAAUGAACUGAUAAAGCUUUGGUGUCGAACCGACCAACAGUUCAUGUGUUAUCUGUGUAUGUUGGAUGAACACAAAGACCAUAAAACAGUAUCAGUGGCAGCAGAGAGGACUGAAAGACAGGAUCUCACACUGGAUCCCAACACAGCCCAUAAAGAGCUCUGUCUGUCUGAGGGGAACAGAGUGGUGACAUGGAGUAACACAGUCCAGUCAUAUCCUGAUCAUCCAGAGAGAUUUGAUAGGUGGUCUCAGGUGUUGUGUAGAGAGAGUUUGUCUGAAUGCUGUUACUGGGAGACUGAGUGGAAUGGGGACAAAGGGGUUUCUAUAUCAGUGUCAUAUAAAGACAUCAGGAGGAAAGGAGGGGGUAGUGAGUGUGGUUUUGGACGUAAUAAUCGGUCCUGGAGACUGCACUGCUCUCCCUCCAGUUACUCAUUCUGGCACAAUAAUAGAAAUACUAGGCUCCCCAUAGUUCCCAGUUCCUCCAGAAUAGGAGUGUAUGUGGACCACAGAGCAGGAACUCUGUCCUUCUACAGCAUCUCUGACACAAUGAGCCUCCUCCACAGAGUCCACACCACAUUCACUCAGCCCCUCUAUUCUGGAUUCUGGGUUGGAGGAAGCGUUUUUACUGGUGUAGGGUCAACAGUCAGGUUAUGUCACCAUCAAAAAUGA